Synchiropus splendidus (mandarinfish) is the source of this 3422-nucleotide messenger RNA. RefSeq lists its product as uncharacterized. The record is from RefSeq and is a predicted model, not a curated record. The coding region runs from base 1154 to 2689 and encodes 511 amino acids. Lineage: Eukaryota; Metazoa; Chordata; Actinopteri; Syngnathiformes; Callionymidae. The transcript is spliced from 13 exons.
CAACAUUUCUAGAGAGGAUAGAAUAUUUGGUUUAGAAAUGUCCAUAAAUUUUCAGUGGUCCAUACCUGACCGACCUACGUGAAAUGCUGUUUUAAUUGCGCCAUGAAACUGAAAAACAUUCACAUUUGUCUGUGUUGUUUUUCACUGGAAGCUGGACUGACAGGUCCCACUAGAUAUUGGCCAUCUCUGUAUCCAUGCCCAUGUUUUUUACAUACAGGAUGUAACAGGACCCACCACACCCACCUGUUCUACUUCUCACAAUGCACACUUUCUUGUCUGAUCCACGGCAUGAGCAGCCAGUAGCACUCAACCGCCGGUCUCUGUAAAUAAGUUGUCAUCAGCUCCAUGCCAAAGCAUGUCGAGUUCAAGUGUAGCAGUGUGUGUUCAUGGUGGUGUUUCAAUAUGUAAGGACUGUUUUCAGUUGAACAGUUCACCGAGGGUGUAGUUGGAACAUGAAGCACAGGCAGAUUGUUUCCUCUUUGCCAUAUUAUUUGAAGAGGUCACUAUUGUUUUGGUGUCUUUCACAAGACUGGCUGGUCAGCUUGUGUUUUAGAAAGGAAGAAAGAAAGAAGAAAGGAGGGUGGAGUCAGGAAACACCUUGAGGUCAGGAAACCGAAACAAAAACUCAGACACUGAAGCGAUACAAUAAUGAUUCCCUCUGACCUUUGACCACUAUGUGACUAUAUUCAAUUUUCGGUGCCUGGAAUCCCUCGUGAAUCCAGUUCGAACACUGUCGCUGCUCUAAAUGAACUACAAAGCAGUGACAUCUCGUGUCCAUCUUGGGUGCUACAACUAAACUAUUUGUAUUUGCUGCCACAUCUGAAGUGAGAAAACGUGUUGAGCUCCUCUAAACAGUUUUAUGAUCGUGCUAUGAGACAAGCAUUGACAAGUAUUUGUGUAGUUUGAUGAGAAUUGAGAAUGACCAUUUCAGAAGCCCCAACUUGAUCUAUUCUGGAUCAGUCGUGGCUGACAGCAAAGGCUCGCCUGUCCUCAUGUUUAUGAACGCAAGUUCCGUUAGCCUGGUCCGACAACCAGGAGGCCCUGUUCUGCGCAUGCGCGAAACGAGUACUUUCCUUUUCUCAUACGUCAUGAAGGUUGGUGCCGCUGUCUGCGGACGUUCUGAUACUAAUAUGAUUUUGCUUUUCCUGCCUUAAUGAUCUCUUUAAAAACAUGUUCGUUUAGCGCGUCGAAAAUGAGGCUAGAGCGCGGCAGUAUGUCAGUUUUGCUCAUGGGCGUCCUGGUCACUACGGUAAUAGGGAAACCGUUGGAGGACCAGUCAUUCGUUCAUGUACUUUCUGGCCACACUCUCAUCCUUCCCUGCAACAGGGACGUGUCUGACACCUACUCAGGAUACAUGACUGUGGAGUGGAUGUGGAAGCUCAAUGACUUAGAGCUAGUGGUCUUAACUGUGCGUAAUGGGGAGGAGCUGGUGAGGGACAAGGACUCAAAAUAUGCCAAUAGAUCAAGUGCCCUGGAAGAUGGCAAGUUGAAGCUUAUUGGAGUAACUCGGCAAGAUGCUGGCCAUUACAGGUGCAUCAGACGUUCUGAAUCUGCACGGAAAGAGCUGCUUGUUCACGUCACUAUUUGUGAAAGCUCCGCAGUUGACAUGGGUGUCCUACGUUCUGCUGAGAAUGAUCUAUUUGUCAUCUGUGUAUCCACCGGCUGGAUCCCAAAGACUCGGAUUUCCUUGCUGAACCGCCAUGGUGGAGUCCUCACCGACAAGAUGGAGGAAGGAAUCGGACCUGACGGCUGCCAAUCUGUCAGCGUGUCACUGAAUCUUACAACUCAAGAAAGUUUCAGAAACGGAACCAUCAUCUGCAGCGUGGCCAGUCCAGGAUCAACAUUAGUGAAAACAAACAAGAUGGCGUUCACAGACAAGUUUAAGCUUGACAAAUUGCAAACAUCUGGCUCUGACCUCUUCAUGAAAGUCAUGAAGGUUUGUGCCAUAGUCGUCGCCCUGGCUUUGUUCAUCGUGUGGGUGCUCCGGAGGAUUCCAUUUGAUUACCAACUGGGCUUCAGUGCUCUGAUGAUUCGAAUGGGACUUCUUGAAGACGCAGCUGAUGAAGAACGUGAGAGACUUCUGGCUGGCUAUGAGGACAUCCACGACAUCCCCACUACUGGAGCCUCACUGGAGACAGCCAUGUUGAAAGGCCUGUGCACCAGAGAACAACCGUGGUCAGGAGUUCCAGUUUCUGAGAGGCUGGCCGAGCUGGACCUCCAAGAGAUGGAGCAGUUCAAAGAAGACAUCUUGGACGUUGGAAAAGAUCUCAAGGUAGCGCCAUGUCUAAUCGCUGGAAUCAUCUCUAGACAGUCUAAUGCUGGAACCCAACUUCGUGCCAACGGGUUCGGGUUAGGUGAUGAGAACUGCUACGGACUGAUGCAGGUCAACCGCUACUACCAGGCAGUGUCCGGUGAACCACGCAGCAGGGACCACAUCAGGCAGGGAGUCACCUUCUUCAUUCAGCUCCUCAAGACUAUGUGGCGAGUGCGUCCAAAGUGGAACAGAGAGCAGUGGCUCAAAGGUGCCUUAGCCAGCUACAUCAUAGGUGAGGACAAAGUCCUCAGUUUAAAACCCUCUGAAAACGUGGACAGAGACACUCCCUGUGGGGACUUUGCCAAUGAUGUGAUCGCCAGAGCGCACUUCUAUGCCAGAAAUGGUUUUCUGAACACCCGGCACCUUCCCAUUUAAGUGAAACCAAAGCGUGUUGCACUUCACUCCAGUCUGCGUAGAUUUGCCAUGCAGCUGGAGUGACGAAGGAUACACAGAAGUGGAGGUCGGUCCAAGCACAUCGACUGUGUUACAGUCAAGGUCCAUCUCCAGGACAUGUCCUCCGGUGACUCCUGUGUAUCUGUGUCAGCAGUAGAUAUUAAACUCAAGAGGCUUGAACAAUACAAUACAAGUGUUGUGCGUGGAAUGGUUCUGUUGAAAUGUUUUUACCGGCUAGUUUUAGACAUAGCUCUACCAAUAUGUGUGAUCUUGAAAUGUUUUUUCUUCCUUCUUGAGUGAGAACCUGCAAAUGUGAUUGUUGUUGUUGAAAAUGUAGCGGUUUACUUCCCUGAUGAUGAUGAUUUUGCACUUUUUGUUUUUCUGUUACGCUGAAGUGAACAUUAGCCUAUGAAUAACCGUUAAGCUCCUGAUAAUACCAAAAUGUCUUCACUCUGUUACCAACUGAAACUCCAAGCCAAAUGUUCUUGUGCUGAGAUUCUGUUGGACGAGUCUUUAUUCCGUUAAAUCUACAUUUAAUUUGUUGUAUUUGUUAUGAUGUCAAUGGCAGACACUAUUGUGAUGUUUUAUCCAAAGCAAAAUUCAUUAUAUUUAAAUGAUAAAUAUCAGGUGAAGUGUCAUUUUUAUUUCCAUAAUUUCAUGCCAUCGAUUUGAAGAGAUAUGGCUGGUUCAAAUAAAUGCACUUUUAACUCCCAAA